Sitodiplosis mosellana (orange wheat blossom midge) is the source of this 2085-nucleotide messenger RNA. RefSeq lists its product as uncharacterized. Gene Ontology annotation, molecular function: DNA binding. The record is from RefSeq and is a predicted model, not a curated record. The transcript is spliced from 3 exons. Gene Ontology annotation, cellular component: nucleus. The coding region runs from base 256 to 2085 and encodes 609 amino acids. NCBI's taxonomy places the organism in Eukaryota, Metazoa, Arthropoda, Insecta, Diptera, Cecidomyiidae.
AAAGGACCCAAUGGUGGGACGGACCCUAAUGUGGGACAGUGCUCGUUUGGCUCGAUAUGAAUACUUUGACAGUGACAGCUGACUGUCAUCGAUUCGUCUCGUCAAAAUCUUUAUUCCUAUGUGAAAUCGAUGGUGUGCACACGUGUUUUGAGCUCUCUCCAAUAGCGAAUAGAAAAAGGUGUUCUCAACAUAUAAAUCGACUUCCAGUGUUAAGUGCUAUUUUACACAGUGAAUUUAAUCAUCGUCACCGUGAAUAUGUCGAAAAAAGCAGAAAACAUUGAUUUGGAUGCAUUGUUGGAGGCGAUUAAAGAGGUUAAGAUCAAUGGAAAGUCAAUUCGAUCCGUCGCCAGUCAAUACAACAUUCCAAAAUCAAACUUGUCUCGAUAUAUCAGCAAUCUUACUGCGAAUAAUGUAGACUUUGCCACUGCUGAUGCCAAUGAUAUCAAGAAUAUGAUCGCUCCAAUGGUUACAUAUGGUCCCAAAACGUAUUUCACCGCCGAACAAGAAAUGGAGCUCAUGAAAUAUGUCUUAUUUGCAAGUAAUAUUCAUUAUGGUCUCAGCAUUGUCGAAUUGAAGACAUUGGCUUAUCAAUAUGCCAAAAAGAUUGGAAUUGAAUAUCCAGCCGAAUGGGAUACCAAUGGCCACGCAGGCAAGCAUUGGUAUUAUUUGUUUAUGAAGCGCCAUCCGAAUUUAUCACUGCGUAAGCCUCAACAAGUCAGUGCAAAUCGUUCCAAAGCAUUCAACAAAGAAAAUGUUGAUGGUUUUUACAAAAACCUCUCCGAUGUGUUGGCAGCAAACGAGUACGAGCCCCACCGAAUUUGGAACAUGGAUGAAUGUGGCAUGCCAACCGUUCCGACUAAAGCUGUGAAACAAAUCGCCGAAAAAGGACAAAAACAGGUUGCCACCACAACAUCGGCUGAAAGAGGCACCAAUGUGUCAUUGGCAUUGGCUGCAAACGCAUACGGUAAUACAGUCCCUGCUUUUUUCAUCUUCCCAAAAGCAUACAUGCGUGAAAUCUACCUUACACACGCUGGUCAUGGUGCGACUGGCGAUGCGAAUGGUAGCGGUUACAUGACAAGCGACACUUUCGUUAAAUGGAUGAAGCAUUUCAUCGUUCAUUCGGGUGCCAAGAAAGGUUCGCCGACUCUUUUGUUGCUGGAUAAUUUCACUGCUCAUUUGUCAAUCGAAGCGAUUGAUUUGGCAUUGGCUCAUGACAUUACAAUGGUUUCGUUCCCACCUCAUUGCACGCACAAAUUACAGCCAUUAGAUGCAACGGUAUUCGGACCAUUGAAAACUGCAUUGGCGAAACAACAUGAUGCAUGGCAGAAAAGUAACAUCGGCGUUAAAUUCGAUAUACACCACAUCCCUCAAAUCGCCGAUAUUUGCCUCGAUAUUGCCGCUACGCCAAGAAACAUCAAGGCUGGUUUCGCUUCUUGCGGCAUUUACCCUUUCAAUCCGGAUAAUUUCUCGGAAAGUGACUUUGUCGCGGCAAAUCCAACCGACGAAAUGCCAAGCACAAGCAUUGAACAAAACGAUUUCGAACGUCGUAUUGUAGUUUUGUCUGCCGACGAUAUCGAACCUGGGGCGCAUGAGGAGGUGGCCACAUCGGAGUCUUCGUUUGCAACAAGCAGCACUUCAUCUAGUGCUAUCACACCCGCUGUUCUUCGACAAGCGUUGAAUGCAGUUGGUCCGUUGAAUUUGGGUACCCCAGCCAAAAAAUCGAACCGUGGACGCAAACCAAUGAAGGCGGCUAUAUUAACAUCGCCUGAAGUCGUCGCUGAUUUGCGCGAAAAAGCUGACGCCAAGCGUAAAAAGAUCGAACAACAGAAGGAAAAAGGGACAAAGAAAGGACCACCAGCGAAGAAAAACAAACCAUCUGCACGACCAACUCGGCAAGCUAAACGUGCUGCUCGUCCAACCCGUGACGUUGAAUUCUGUAUUCUAUGCUUCGAUGAUAUGCCAGAAAGGAUGACCGCGCAAAAUACGGCCAAAUGCAUCGAAUGCCAACGUGAAGUUCAUCUCAGAUGUGUCUAUGCUUCUCCCAACACAUUCAAGUGUCCAAACUGCGAAUCUGAUGGUGAAUAA